GCUAUGUAACCAAAUAGAGGGCUGCGCUCAAGAUAAUAAAUAUUAGAAUAAAAGAAGCGCUUUUAUUUUACAUAUGACAAAAUGUCGGUGGCGUUUUCAUCGGCGCGCCCCAGGAGUAAAGGGGAGGUGACACAGCAAACGAUUCAAAAGAUGCUGGAUGAAAACCAUCAUUUAAUACAAUGUAUAAUGGAUUACCAAAGCAAAGGCAAGACAGCUGAAUGCACACAGUAUCAGCAGAUCCUGCACAGGAAUCUUGUUUACUUGGCCACGAUAGCAGAUUCCAAUCAGAACAUGCAGACACUACUACCUGCACCUCCCACUCCCAACAUGUCCAUGGGUCCUGGAGGGAUGGGCCAAAGUGGGGGACACGCUCCAAGCAACCUCAAUGACAACAUGGCAUCAGGACUGCCCCCCACAUCAAUGAUGCAGAGCCAAAUGAGCAAUGGCCCCAGCCAUGCCCCCAUGCAGCAGCAGUCUGGUCAGGUGCAGUCGGCUAUUCCCUCUGCGUCCCUCAGCCUGCCAGCCAGCAGCUACGGUAGCGCAGCCUCAGCCUCCGGCUACAGCCACGUUGCACCCUCCUCCCAGGGCAGCAUGAUCCAGGGCCCUGGGACUGGCUAUGGCUCUUCCUCCUCUUCUUCCUCCACAUCCUCCUCUUCCUCCUCCCGCAGCAACCUCAACAUGCAAUCCAAUCAAGUCUCCAUGAUGCACCAACAGUCUGCCACUCCACACUACUCCUCAGCCCAGGCUGGGGGCCAACACUAUCAGGGACAGCAGGCCAUGGGUAUGAUGGGUCAGGGCAGUCAAGGAAACAGUAUGAUGUCUCAGAGACCCAUCGGAUCCUACCGCUCCUCACAGCAAGGAUCUGCACGGCAGUACAUGGGACAAGACGAGUUCUACGGAGAGCAGUAUGGACACACUCAGAGCUCCAGCGAGCCCAUAAACCGGCAAUAUUACCCUGAUGGUCAUGGGGAAUACUCGUAUCAACAGUCUUCCUAUGGUGAGCAAGGCUACGACAGAUCCUUUGAUGAAUCUUCACAGCAUUACUAUGAAGGAGGUAACUCUCAGUACAGUCAACAGCAGGCCCAGUAUCAGCAAAGCGCCGGGCAGCAGCAGCCCUUCAGCCAGCAGCAGUACUCCUCUCAACAAGGCUACAGCGGACAGCCACAGGGAUACGGUCCUACCCAGGGUGGAUCCUCGCAAUAUUCUCAGUAUCAGCAGGGUCAAAGCCAACAGUACGGCUCCUACCGCUCCUCCCAGGGAGGCCCUGGAGCGCAGACGCAGAGGCCCUAUACCUAUGAACAGGGUCAGUAUGGAAAUUAUCAGCAAUAAGGUUCCACAUUGCUUUCCUGUUUGAAGAAAAUGAAAAAGGAACGGUUCAACAGGGACUCUCUUGCUCAGCUUUGGAUCAAAAGAUCUGACUGCAUCAGAUUUAUUAUCCUCUCAUUAAUCAUUAUUCUAGCAAAGAAUGCAUAAUCUAGUCAAAUGUGAAUCUUUUCUCAUCUGUUUUGCUCACUACAGGAUUGUAGCUGAAGGUGUGAAGUACUACUGGCCAACCUACGAAAAGUCAGAGUGCUAUUAGAAUCAAGGUAGUUAAUGUAACCCUUUCAUAUGGAUUAAAUGGGUUACUAAAAGUAGCAUUAAAGUAUUUCGGCAAGCCUCAGCAAAUUGCCUGUAUCCUUCUCUUUCUUUCCUGUUUAUGCCUUUUCACCUGUCUUUAUCCCAUCCCCUGCUUUUGAUGUUAUUUUACAAGCCUCUUUUUGGUGAACAGAAACAGGCCCAUGGUUUGUGAGAACGAGGCUAUAAAAAGGAAAUGCUCCUUGAUAUUCAUCUACACGACUAGGUUCAAGCUCUUGCUCUAGUUGAGACGCUGUUAUAUCUCCUGAUUAAGGGAAUUAAUUUUAUGAAGGUGAAAACGUUGGUUCUUAAACCUGACUUGAUUAGGGGGUUUGUCUGUGUUAGUCAAACUGUGAUGUGUUGCUGUGUGGUCUAACAUUACGUGUUUUCACUGUCUACGUAUGUCUUUCUGAGGUAAUAGACACAAUAGUUAGCCGACUGAUCCAGACAAGUGUGUAUCAUUGUCCAUGAUAGUCAUACAUCGUGGUAGUAUUUUUGGUAUAUAUUUUGGGUGGCAUUGCUCUACGCAGACACAACGUUAAUGUGCAGAGUUACACUACUCUGAUGCCAAUCAGUAAUGAUUUUACAUAAAAACACAUUGCCACUUUGUCUGCACUUUAUUUUGCAGUGACAGUGUAUGUAUUGUCGGAUAUUUUGUAUUAUAGUGCAAUUCGGGCUGUUUUUAACGAAUAAUCCUCAAAAAGCCAAAGUAACACAGGGUCAGAAUGGUAACGUGUCCUGCACCUCUACUUCAAUAAGUGCAAUACACUCAUGUUGAGGAUGCUUCCUAAUGGUGAACUUAAUCUGUAAUAUCAUUAUGUGUGGUUUGUUGCCAUACAUUUAUGGCAAAGACUAGGUCUGGUUUGUCUAAUGUUAUGUUGCAGGUUUCAACUGACAUGUAAUAUUUAAUUAUUUUCUGUAUUUAUGUGAUUUGUGGACAGAUUAUGUGGAGUAUUUCAUCACAAACAUAAAGCUUUUUUUCAAUGAAAACUUUUAUCAUUAUCUUUUGUAUUAGAUGAAAAAAAAGAAUCCUAAGAAAACAAGACAAGGGGUAUAGAAGGUACAUUUUGUAUCUAUCAAUGUGUUAUUACAAAAUGGACAUAUAUUAUGUUUGUGUAUUGGUUGAUUUAUUCGAUAGAGGUCCGACAACACCUCAUCUUUCACUAAUCACUUUCUUACAGUUUGAGCAGUAAUGAGGAUUAUUAGUGUGACUGCGAGGGUCCAGUUUUGCAGUAUAUUCUGUAGUAACUCAAUUUAUCUCAGAGGGUUAAAAUAGCAUAAUAGUUGCAGGGUUAAUCAAGAAUGUGAGAUACCUGGCUGUCAAACAGCUAAAUAACGAUGUAGCUGCCACUCAACAGUGACAAUCACAGGCUUCUCUAUACUACAUUGAAUUUGUAUCAGUGUUUCAUUUUACUGUGAACUGAACAUGUAUGGCAAGUCUUUUCUAGUUCUAUGUUGUGUGUUAUCACUGAUAUGGGUGGUACGCCGUGUGUGUGUGUGUGUGUGUGUGUGUGUGUGUGUGUGUGUGUGUGUGUGUGUGUGUGUGUGUGUGUGUGUGUGUGUGUGUGUGUGUGUGUGUGUGUGUGUGUGUGUGUGUGUGUGUGUGUGUGUGCGAAAGAAAGGGAGAAGGAGAGAGAGAGAGAGAGAGAGAGAGACAUUGAGUGAGAGUGAAGUUUGGUGUGCAUAAUCCAAAUAUGAAUGUUAUCUACUUAUCUAUUGUAAGACUGCAUUGCCUGAUCUUUUCUGCUGUCUUUUGUUACUGUUUGUUAUAUAAAAAAUAAACUGACAUUCACCUUUU
Molecule: messenger RNA, 3412 nt
Organism: Cottoperca gobio
Lineage: Eukaryota; Metazoa; Chordata; Actinopteri; Perciformes; Bovichtidae
Product: calcium-responsive transactivator-like
Exons: 11
Coding region: 82-1329 (415 amino acids)
Biological process (GO): positive regulation of dendrite morphogenesis; positive regulation of transcription by RNA polymerase II
Cellular component (GO): nucleus
Molecular function (GO): transcription coactivator activity
Source: RefSeq, a predicted model, not a curated record